AUGUCAGAAUUGAUGGUAGAGAAAUAUCAUAAUUGUAGUGGAGAAAUGUCAGAAUUGAUGAUAAAGGAAUUUCAGAAUUGUAUUGGAGAAAUAUCAGAAUUGAUGGUAGAGGAAUGUCAGAAUUGUAGUGGAGAAAUGUCAGAAUUAAUGGUAAAGGAAUGUCAGAAUUGUAAUGAAGAAAUGUCAGAAUUGAUG
This is a messenger RNA of Ambispora gerdemannii, 195 nucleotides long. NCBI's taxonomy places the organism in Eukaryota, Fungi, Glomeromycota, Glomeromycetes, Archaeosporales, Ambisporaceae. The record is from the annotation of a GenBank genome assembly.